Molecule: messenger RNA, 516 nt
Organism: Prorocentrum cordatum
Lineage: Eukaryota; Dinophyceae; Prorocentrales; Prorocentraceae
Source: the annotation of a GenBank genome assembly
AUGGCGAGUGCGCGGGUGAACCCAAAUUCAAUCAGCUACACCGCUGCGGUUGGCGCGUGCGGAAAGGUCGGGCAGUGGCGGCGUGCGCUGUCUCUACUGAGCAGCAUGCGGGAGGCUGAGCUCGAGCCGGAGGCCACGCCCUACGGUUAUGCCAUAAGCGCGUGCGAGAAGGGAGGCAGGUGGCAACAGGCGCUGUCCUUGAUAUCUGAGAUGGGCGAGCUGAGGCUGGAAGCGUCUUUCGUUGUCUAUACCUGCGGAGUCAGGGCAUGUGGCAGAUACGGGCCGUGGCAGCAGGCGCUGUCGUUACUCUGCGGGAUGGGAGGGGUGGCGGUUGAGGCUGAUUUAGUUGCUUACAAGGAGGUGAUUGACGCAUGCGAAUAUGGCCAGCAGUGGCAGCACGCACCUGUAUUGGUCAGGGAAUUUGGGAGCGCGGCCUUUUUCACGAUGAGUGACCGUUGGAGUCUCUGUUCUGCUCAGGUGAGCACGUCUAAAGCAUUGGAACACGUGCCUGUGUGA